Echinostoma caproni is the source of this 708-nucleotide messenger RNA. Lineage: Eukaryota; Metazoa; Platyhelminthes; Trematoda; Plagiorchiida; Echinostomatidae. The record is from the annotation of a GenBank genome assembly.
UAUGAGGAAUCACCAGCUCAGAGGCUUGCACGUAUUGAUAUGGAGACCAAAUUUCGAGAAGAUCCGCUUACUGUAAUGAAGCAGCGCGAAUCGGAGAAGCGAUUGGAAUUACUACGUAAUACUGCCAAAGUGAAAAAGCUUCGUAGACUGCUGACGAUGCAAAAACAUAUGAAAGAAAAGAAAUUGAAAGAAAAACGAUUGAAGAAGAAGAGGCGGAGUCGCUCAAGGAGUUCGAGUUCAGAAAGUAGUUCCGGUGACGAACUGCUCGAUAAAUUUAUCAAAAUCGUUCGACAGUCCGAUGAAAUUGACGCGAAGCAUCACGGGGAACAGUCUGACAGUACGGAAUCCAAGCCACGUUAUGAUAAGCACGCUGAGGUCCCUCGUCGGGACGGUCGUCCGACAACUUCUCACGCAAGGCCGCCAGAGAAACCCAAGUUGACGCGCGACGAACUUGAGGCUCGACGACUGCAAAUGAUGAACGACGCCAAGGAGCACGCAAAAGACCGUAGUCUACGUACUAGCCAUCAUUAUUUGCAGAAAAAAGAACAAGAAACUAAGGAGGCUGAGGCUCGGAGUCGACACGGGGCGUCUUUUAUUCGCCAAAUGAAAAAUGAUCAUACUCAGCGCAGCACGAUAGAGGACAGCAUUCAUCGUAAGGCCAGUAGUCGUCAGCGUGGUGAACUCAGUACCAACUUUCUAAAACGUUAA